UCUUUAUAUAAUCUGUGCAAAAGGUAUACGGUCAUCAAAAAUGGCAGACGUACCGAUCGAUUGUGAUUUCCCUGUUUGGGGUUUAUUGCCAAAAAAAGAAACAGGAGUCGCUUCAUUUUUAAAUAAAUACCCUAAUUACGAUGGCCGGAACACAGUUAUCGCAAUUCUCGAUUCUGGUGUCGAUCCAGCAGCGACAGGGCUUCAGGUGACUAGUACGGGAGAGACUAAAGUUAUAGAGAGAUUUGACUGCAGCGGUUGCGGCGAUGUGGACACAAGUACGGUAGUUCAUAAAGUUGUUGAUGGAUGUAUAACCGGCAGUACGGGGCGCAAGCUAAAAAUUCCAGAAUCAUGGAAAAAUCCAACAGGGGAAUGGAGAAUAGGUGUAGUGUAUCCAUUCAUCUUAUAUCCAACUAAAGUAAGGGAAAGAUUAAUUGAACAUCGUAAAGAACAUCUUUGGGAUGUCGGUUACAAACCAGCUCUCACCGAGGCUACAAAGCAGUUACAGGACUUCGAAGAUGAGACUUCGUCAAAGACAACACUUAGUUAUGAUGAAAAAAUGCAGAAAGAGGAAUUAGAAGCUAGAGUAGAAAUUUUAAAGGAGUAUGAGAAGAAAUACCUUGAUAUAGGACCUACUUAUGACUGUGUUCUAUUCCAUGACGGUACCUGUUGGAGAGCAUGUAUCGACACAUCGGAAAACGGUGAUUUGUCGACUGGUCCAUGUUUGGGAGAGUACAGUAUUACACACGAACAUUCGCACCUCACUCCUUUAGAUGAAAUGACAGUCAGCAUUAAUGUGCACGACGAAGGAAACACGCUCGAAAUUGUUGGGAUGUGCUCAACUCAUGGCACUCACGUAGCAGCGAUAGCAGCUGGCUAUUUCUCAAAUGAACCAGAUAAGAACGGUGUGGCUCCCGGAGCCAAGAUCAUCUCUCUCACUAUCGGAGACAGCCGUCUAGGUUCUAUGGAGACAGGGACUGCAUUAGUGAGGGCAUGUAUCAAGGUUAUGGAAUUAUCCAAAACGAUGAAAAUCGACGUCAUUAAUAUGAGUUACGGAGAACAUGCUCAUUGGUCCAAUGCUGGUCGCGUGGGGUCGGUGAUCAGUUCGGUGGUGAACCGCUACGGUGUGUCGUGGGUGGUGUCGGCCGGCAACCACGGGCCCGCGCUCGCCACCGUCGGCGCGCCGCCCGACAUCGCGCAACCCAUCCUCAUCGGCGUGGGCGCGUACGUGUCGGCGGAGAUGAUGCUGGCGGCGUACUCCAUGCGCGUGGCGAGCGCGCCGGGCGCCUUCAGCUGGAGCUCGCGCGGGCCGUGCGCGGACGGCGCGGCCGGCGUGUCCGUGUGCGCGCCCGGCGGCGCCGUGGCCUCCGUCGCGCGAUUCACACUACGAAAUUCGCAGUUAAUGAAUGGAACAUCAAUGGCCGCCCCACAUGUUGCCGGAGCAGUUGCGGCAUUGAUAUCCGGCUUGAAGGACCGAGAACUUCCAUACUCUCCGUACUCUGUAAAACGCGCAUUAGAAAACUCUGCAAUGUUCCUGCCACACGUGGAGCCCUGGGCGCAAGGUUGCGGUCUUUUGAAUAUUGAGAAGGCUUUCGACAAUCUUACUACGUACUACGACCAACCAGAAAGAGACGUGACCUUCAACAUCAAGUGCGGUCAAAAUAACGCAAAGGGCAUAUUCUUAAGGGGGAAGAUGGAUGAUAACCCCAAAGAUAUUGCCAUCACAGUCGAACCACAGUUCUUAGAAGACCAUACGGACCAAGAAAACAAGUCGGUGAUCCCCAAGCAGAUCGCGUUCAGUGUGCGACUGGCGCUGGCGUGUCGCGCCAGCUGGGUGUCGCACCCCACGCACCUGGAGCUCAUGAACGUGCCGCGCUCGUUCAGCCUACGCCUCGCUUCCUCUAUCCUGCCGCCCGGCCCGCACUGCGCCAGCGUUGACGCGUACGACGUAACCUGCAUCGAGAAGGGCCCACUGUUCCGCAUCCCGAUAACAGUGCUGCAACCGCAGCCGCUCGAAGGCGACCCGGCCGCGCCCCACAUCCAGGAAGUGAACGUGGUGUUCCGGCCGUCGAGCAUCCAGCGGCACAUCGUGGUCCCGCCGGCGGGUGCCACGUGGGGCGUGCUAAGGCUGGUGCGGCGCGGCGGCGAGGCGGCGGCGCGCUUCCUCGUGCACGCCAUGCAGCUGGCGCCGCGCCGCUCGUGCCGCGCGCACGACACGCACCGCCUGCUGGCGCUGGCGCAGCACGCGCCCGCCGUGGCGCCGUUCCGCGUGCUCGGCGGUGUAACUCUCGAAGUGGUGAUAGCGAAGUACUGGGCUAGCGUGGGAGACAUGACAGUCGACUACACAAUCGAGUUCCAUGGACUAAAGCCCGACUUCGGCUCGAGGCUCAUACUGUCUGGUGCGGCGCUGGGUUCAGUUACACUGCAGUCAUUAAGGCCGCAAGAUGUGCAGCCAACCGCCACUCUUAAACACGUGGAGCAUGUGUAUCGGCCGGCCGAGUCUAAGUUAGCGCCGCUGACGUCACGCGACGUGAUACCGCCCUCUCGACAGAUAUACCAGCUGAUCAACACAUACACCUUCCACAUACCUAAAGCUACAGAAAUAUCCCCGAUAGUACCGAUGCUAUGUGACAUGCUGUACGAGUCGGAGUUCGAGUCCCAGAUGUGGAUGUUGUACAAUAGCUGCAAGAUGCUCAUCGCAGUCGGUGACGCUUACCCUUCCAAGUACUCAGCGAAGGUAGAAAAGGGCGAGUACACGUUGCGAUUGUCGGUGAGGCAUGAGAACCGCGCGCUCCUAGAACGGUUCGCGGACCUGCCGGUGGCCGUACAGCAGCGCCUCGUGCAGCCGAUCACUCUCGACGCGUACGCGGAGCAGUCGCAGGCGUUAACUGGCGGCAAGAAGUUCACGUCGGUGUCAAUGGCAAGCGGAGACCUACUACCUCUUUAUUUUGCGCCUGUGCCUACAGACAAGGUGUCGCGGUCGAACUGCGCGGGCGCCACGCUGGUGGGCGCGGUGUCGUUCGCCAAGGACGAGCUGGGCCACAAGGCGGACUGCUACGCGCUGGCCGUGCUCGCGUGCGAGCCGCCGCGCCGCGCCCGCGAGCGCGCGCGCGACGACUACGGCGACGCGCUGCGGGACUUCUGCUGCGGCUGGCUGGCCAGGCUGGAGGGUGAGAAGCUGGAGCAGGUGUAUGAAGAGUUAUUGACCAAGUUCCCUAAUUUCCUGGGCGCUCAUGUCGCCUAUUUGAAUGCUAUAGACCCGCCUUCCGACCCCAAGAAAUUGCCCAGUAUAGACGAAGAUCCAGACGUUACGACGGCUUGGUGUGAACAAAUAAUAGCAAUAGCGGACAAGGUUAUAAAACAAAUUGACCAAGAAAAGUUACUAGCUUAUUUAGGUAUGAAGAACGAUACUCGUAGCGACGCGAGUAAAAUAAAACAGGAGCGCGAGCGCCAGAAGACCCAGCUGGUGGACGCGCUGUGCCGGCGCGGCACGGCGCUGUGCCGCCUGCGCGCGCUGGCCGCCGACGCCGCGCGCGCCUCGCUCGCGGACGCGCUGCAGCACAACAUGGCCGACCUGCUCAAGUUCACCGACCUCUCCGACGCCAAGACGCUGCAGUACGGCGUGUGGCACGCGGCCAGCCUGCAGCAGUGGGGGCGCGCGCUGCGCUGGCUGGCGCGGCUAGCGGACGAGCGCGCGGCGCGCGAGGCGGACGAGCGCGCGGCGCGCGUGGCCGCCAAGCUGGGCUGGGCCUUCCUCGAGCGGUACACGCUGGCGCAGCUGCCGCAGCGCUUCCCCGCCGCCUACCGCCCCUUCUGA
Melitaea cinxia (Glanville fritillary) is the source of this 3814-nucleotide messenger RNA. RefSeq names its product tripeptidyl-peptidase 2 (gene TppII). Gene Ontology annotation, biological process: proteolysis. Gene Ontology annotation, molecular function: serine-type endopeptidase activity; tripeptidyl-peptidase activity. The record is from RefSeq and is a predicted model, not a curated record. Gene Ontology annotation, cellular component: cytosol. Bases 41 to 3814 code for a protein of 1257 amino acids. The transcript has 24 exons. Lineage: Eukaryota; Metazoa; Arthropoda; Insecta; Lepidoptera; Nymphalidae.